UCUGUAAUUUGCACAUGUUACAACUAAUACACUUUUCAGCAUAAGCAUGCAAAAGGAUUUUUUUUUUUUUAUUAAACACAUUUUAGAGGAGAAGGCUGAUAAUAAGUUAACUUGUUGAGAGCCAGCUCGGGUGUGGUUUCAUUAUUUGCAUAUGAGGAACACCAAUGUCAACUAAUAGACACCUGAGCAAGUCACACAGAGGAAGUCCGGUUUUACUGAAGGGAAACUCAUUUGUUUGGGUAUUCAUAUUUGGGUUGACAAUGUGGUGCCAUGAUGAAGAGGAACCCAUGGACACAUCAGAGACCCCGUUGUUUUGGUAUUACCUGGCGGACUGUGGGAGGUGGCACAGAUUUGAGGACGACCCCGACAGCCCCCUUAAAAGUGAGGAUAUUGAAAAAUCUUUUGCGAGAAACUCGAAGGGGGUGUUGAGCAUAUCUUCAUCCAAAUGUCACAUCAAGAUAGAUUUCUCAGCAUCGCUACGGACUGAUUCCAUCGGAGGGAAAACAAGUGUCCAACGCGGGUACAACAUUGAGAGAAGCUGCUCCUGUUUCAGCGCUGCUCCUGUUUUGUGGGAAAAGGUUGACCCCGCUUGUCCUUACCAGUUAAUCCCUCUGAAUGAGCUCAGCAUCGAGUAUCAGAAUGUGGCCCACUAUGUGAAGACUGAGGGUCUGCUGGACAGAUCCACUGUAUCAAUCAGUAGGAUACAGAAUAUGGAUCUAUGGGAAAUGUACUGUCGGAAAAAUAAGCAGUUGAUGAGAAUCCACGGCAAAAUGCAGGAGAAAAGACUCUUUCAUGGGACCGAAAUCAGAAAUGUUCACAGCAUUUGCACUCAUAACUUUGAUUUAGGGUUAUCUAGAGUGGGAACGUAUGGCAGAGGAAUAUAUUUUGCAAAACAUGCAACAUACGCGGACCGCUACGCCAACAGGAGCACAGAUCCAUUGCCCUUUUAUGACGGGGAGGAGCGAGGUUUAGAGGGUCAACGUACUAAAGUCAUAUUUUUGGCUCGGGUAAUCAUCGGAAAAUCAACUGUUGGACACCCGCUUUUCCGAAAACCUGACGGUGGCAGUUCAAUAAACUCUUACAACAGCUGUGUGGAUGAUAGCUCAAAUCCAAAGAUUUUUGUGAUUUUUGAUCCAAAUCAAAUCUAUCCAGAGUAUUUGAUCCAGUACAAAUGACGUGAAACAAAGAUCUUGAUCAGGUGCAAUGUCCACCUUAAAGUAAAGAUUGAAUUUUGUCACAUCUGUUUAGAACCAUAACGCUUAUCUCAACAUUGAACAGCUUUCUAUUUGAUCUUAAAAUGAAGAAGCUUCAUAAAUAAAUGUAUUUUUCAGAACCAAACAAAA
Messenger RNA from Gasterosteus aculeatus aculeatus (three-spined stickleback), 1343 nucleotides. RefSeq names its product protein mono-ADP-ribosyltransferase PARP11-like. Gene Ontology annotation, molecular function: NAD+ poly-ADP-ribosyltransferase activity. The record is from RefSeq and is a predicted model, not a curated record. NCBI's taxonomy places the organism in Eukaryota, Metazoa, Chordata, Actinopteri, Perciformes, Gasterosteidae. Gene Ontology annotation, cellular component: nucleus.